Molecule: messenger RNA, 1324 nt
Organism: Megalops cyprinoides (Indo-Pacific tarpon)
Lineage: Eukaryota; Metazoa; Chordata; Actinopteri; Elopiformes; Megalopidae
Gene: laynb
Product: layilin b
Exons: 8
Coding region: 77-1213 (378 amino acids)
Molecular function (GO): hyaluronic acid binding
Source: RefSeq, a predicted model, not a curated record
UCUGACGGUAUGUUUACGUAUUCCCGUUAAUACCGUUAAUAGAUUCAAUGGUCUACGCUGUUGAAAAUAUGAAGAAAUGGAUUUUGUGAAAGUGCUUGGAAGUGUCUUCGCUCUGUUCUGCUACCAGAGCUGCGCAGCCAAACUGUUCAGUGGAGAUUUAUACGCGCGCAGCGGCCAGCGUAUCUGCCGGCGCGGGACGGAGCGGCCAUGCUACAAGAUCGCAUACUUCCAGGACAGCGGCCGGCGGGUGGCGUUUGAGGAGGCGCGGGGGGUGUGUCGGGGCGAUGGCGGCGAGCUGCUGAGCGUGGAGACAGAGAACGAGCAGCGCCUCAUCGAGCGCUUCCUGCAGGAGCUGCGUGCCGGCGACGGCGACUUCUGGAUCGGGCUGCGGCGGAACCAGGCCCACCCGGGCGCCAGCACCAACUGCCAGGAGCAGUACCACUGGCUGGACGGCAGCCAGGCCUCCUUCAGGAACUGGUAUUGGGAUGAGCCGUCCUGCGGGUUUGAGGUGUGUGUGGUGAUGUACCAUCAGCCCUCAGCUCCCCCUGGCAUGGGGGGCCCCUACAUGUUCCAGUGGAACGAUGACAACUGCAAUACCAAGAACAACUUCAUUUGCAAGUACUCCCAAGAAACUCUGUCUGUUUCCACCUCCGCAGGGAAUCUGACACUCACAGAUGCCCCACCCCUGCCGUUGCAGCCGAACUCCCCACCUGUACCCAUGGAGGAGGAGAAGAUGAACGUGGUGGUGUCUGAAUCAGCAGAAAACUCCCUGAACAUCACCUACAUCAUGCUCCCCACCAUCCCGCUGCUGUUGCUGCUGCUGCUGGCCACAGGGGUGUUCUGUUUUAAGCUUGUCGCCAGAAGGAGGAAGGAGUGGGUGGACCCAUGUCCCAAGGAGCCGGGGUACUGGGUGCCAGCAGGAGGGUGCAGCAGCCCCAGCCCGGAUGUGUACCAGGUGCUGAGCAAGCAGCGUGAUGCCGACCUGGCAGGCACCCGCCCUGAUGCCAGGAACACCUCCUUCCGGCCCUCGUCCCCGGACACGCCGUCGGGCGACUAUGACAACCUGACGGCCAGGGACACGGAGAGCGACUUUGUCACGCUGGCCAGCGCAGAGAGCGGCUUCGUCACCAAUGACAUCUAUGAGGCGUGCCAGGGCCGCGGGCGGCCGAACCGGGAGGCCGGGUGGGUGGAGAACGAGAUCUAUGGCUACUGAGAAACCGCUGAGCGCCCCCUACUGCAUCCCCACGCUACGGUCACCUGCCUGUCACCGCCCUCCCGCUCCCGUUCUCCCACUCUCUCUCUCUCUCCCUCCCUCUCACCCCCU